This is a messenger RNA of Oxyura jamaicensis (ruddy duck), 1209 nucleotides long. RefSeq names its product noggin-2-like. Lineage: Eukaryota; Metazoa; Chordata; Aves; Anseriformes; Anatidae. The coding region runs from base 519 to 1172 and encodes 217 amino acids. The record is from RefSeq and is a predicted model, not a curated record. The transcript has a single exon. Gene Ontology annotation, biological process: osteoblast differentiation; dorsal/ventral pattern formation; negative regulation of BMP signaling pathway.
GGGUUUUAUUCUCGGGCUCCGGUCUCACGCCAAACCCUGUCACACCGUCUAGACAAGCUGUCGUGGGGCUCAGCCCAGCUGUCACCAUGGCGAUGGAGACGAGUCCGCUGUGAAUUUUGGGGGGGAGAGCGCGAGCGAGCGAGAGCGGCGGCGGAGGAGGAGGAGGAGGAGGAGGAAGGCUCGGCUGCCGCCGUGCCCUGCCCCGCCGCCGCCCGCGGGGGAGGCACGGACCCCCCGGCGCUCUCGGCCGCGGCUGGAGCCGGCCCGGCGGGGAGCCCCGGGGAGCCAGCGGCCGCGCAGCGAGCCUCAGAUGCGUCUGUCACACAACCCCGGCCGAGCUAUUUAAAGUAACGGGCCUCGCCGGACUUUGUCUCUGCCUAUUUAUGAGUCCCCGGGAGCCGGCAGGCGCCGCCGGGCAGCGCUAGGAGCCGAGCCCGCAGCGCCAGCCCCGCGGGGAAGCCAGCGCCGAGCCGGGGCCGCGGGGCCGGCCGCCGGGCCGGGCCGGGCCCGCCCGGAGCAUGACGGCGAUCGGGGCGCUCCUGCUCUGCUCCUGCCUGGGGCUGCUGCGGCCGGGCGGCGGGCAGCCCUUCCUGCGGCUGCGGCCCUCGCCCAGCGACAACCUGCCCGUCAAAGACAUCGUGGAGCACCCGGACCCCGAGUACGACCCCAAGGAGCAGGACCUGGACGAGCGGACUCUGCGCAAGAAGCUGGGCAGCCAUUUCGACCCCGGCUUCAUGGCCGUGGCCGUGCCGGGCCCCGCCAACGCCUCGGGCGCCGAAGCGGCGGCGGCGGCGGCGGCGGGGCGGGCGCGGGCGGCGCUGCCCGCAGAGCUGCGGCGGCUGGAGCUGGGCGCACCGCCCCACGGGCCGCGCCUGCGGGUGGGCAAGAAGGCGAGGCGGAAGGUGCUGCAGUGGCUCUGGGCGUACACCUACUGCCCCGUGCUCUACACCUGGAAGGACCUGGGCGUCCGCUUCUGGCCGCGCUACAUCAAGGAGGGCAACUGCUUCGCCGAGAAGUCCUGCUCGCUGCCCGAGGGCAUGUUCUGCAAGCCCGUCAAGUCGGUCACCAAGACCUUCCUGCGCUGGCACUGCCAGGGCUGGUCCAGCCAGAAGUACUGCACCUGGAUCCCCGUGCAGUACCCGCUCAUCUCCGAGUGCAAGUGCUCCUGCUAGCCGCCGGCCCGGCGCGGCUCGGCCCGGCGCGGCUCGG